UUUGGGCCUCAGACUUGUCGGUGUUGGGGUUUUAUGGACACAAAAAACCUGGAGACUUGCAGAGAAGGACCUGGGCAGGAGGAAUCCAUAAUCCAGGGCACUCAUCCCUUGUUUCUCCCCCCAAACCAGGAUUUGUCGUUCCUAAGGUGUGGCCGGAUGGAGGAGAAGGAGGAAAAGGCCCAGAGAUCCUGCAGGAGGAGGGGCUGCAAACCCAGCCCAGGGAGCUUUGAGGAGAAAAGACCCUCCCUGUGCAGGGAAAGCAGCCGGAGAUCCAGGCAGAGCUCAGAGCUGGCGGAGAAGCCCCACAAGUGCUUGGAGUGUGGGAAGGGCUUCAGCUACAGCUCCAGCCUGAUCCGGCACCAAAUGAUCCACACAGGGGAGAGACCCUACGAGUGUGGGGAAUGUGGAAAGGGCUUCAGACGGAUCUUCGACCUAAUGGAACACCAGAGGAUCCACACUGGGGAGCGUCCAUAUGAGUGUGGGGAAUGUGGGAAGGGCUUCAGGUACAGCUCCAGCCUGAUACGGCACCAGAGGAUCCACACAGGGGAAAAGCCCUUCGAGUGUGGGGAACGUGGGAAGCGCUUCAGACAGCGCAGCAACCUGAUCCAGCAUCAGCAGAUCCACACCGGGCAACGUCCCUAUGCGUGUGGAGAAUGUGGGAAGAGCUACAAGUGGAAGUCUGAUUUUAACAAGCACCUCAAGUUCCACACAGGAGAGUAGAUCUAUGAGUGUCUCAAGUGUGGGAAGAGGUUUCAGACCAGCUCCAVUCUCCUCSKYCAUGAGCGGAUUCACACGGAUGAGAGGCCCUUCCGCUGCCCCGAGUGCGGGAAGGGCUUCAAACGCAAC
Malurus melanocephalus (red-backed fairy wren) is the source of this 846-nucleotide messenger RNA. Its product is annotated as zinc finger protein 239-like. Lineage: Eukaryota; Metazoa; Chordata; Aves; Passeriformes; Maluridae. The record is from RefSeq and is a predicted model, not a curated record. The transcript has a single exon. The annotation marks the transcript as partial. Gene Ontology annotation, molecular function: RNA polymerase II cis-regulatory region sequence-specific DNA binding; DNA-binding transcription factor activity, RNA polymerase II-specific. Gene Ontology annotation, biological process: regulation of transcription by RNA polymerase II.